Molecule: messenger RNA, 1136 nt
Organism: Populus nigra (black poplar)
Lineage: Eukaryota; Viridiplantae; Streptophyta; Magnoliopsida; Malpighiales; Salicaceae
Exons: 3
Coding region: 181-849 (222 amino acids)
Source: RefSeq, a predicted model, not a curated record
CAAAUGUCAACGGUUUGUAGAAGUCGGCAAAUCUCUCUCAAACCCUUUUAAAACCAAAACGCCUCUAUCAAACACCCACUCUCUCAACUCUCAACACCCAACAAAAAGAACAGUACCAAAAUAGAAGAGAGAAACUGCAAGAAAUCACUAGGAGAUCUAUCUCAGAGAAAAGCAGAGAUUAUGAAGCUGGUUUGGACCCCAGAUACAGCUUUAAAAGCCUAUGUUUGUACUAUCAAAACAUGUGAGAAUUUUACGGAAUCCAGUGUAGCGGAACUCCUCUCAGCCAUGGCAGCCGGUUGGAACGCAAAGCUAAUAGUUGAAUCCUGGUCCAAGGGUGGCCCGAUAGCGACGAGCAUCGGCCUAGCCGUGGCGGCUCAUCACACGUGUGGAAGACAUGUGUGUGUGGUACCAGAUGAAGGUUCAAGAUCCGAGUACGUGAAAGCCAUGCAUGCUGCCGGCAUGUUGGAGACGGAGGUUCUGGUUGGCGAAGUGGAAGAGGUGAUGGCAGGGCUUGUUGGGGUGGAUUUUUUGGUGGUGGAUUGUAAACGGAGGGAUUUUGUUCGGGUUUUAAGGCUAGCUAGGUUGAGCCCUAAAGGUGCUGUCUUGGCAUGCAAGAAUGCCUUUCAAAAGUCUGCUUCCGGGUUUAGAUGGCACGGGGCGCUUGCGAGAGGGACACGUGUAGUUAAGACCGUGUUUUUGCCAGUUGGACAAGGAUUGGAUAUGGCUCAUAUAGGGAGUCAUAGUGGGAGUGAGAGCUCAAAGAGGGGUCCUAGCCGUUGGAUCAGGCAUAUCGAUCAAAAGUCAGGAAGUCUGACAAAGAGUAACGGUCGGGCUUUGUCGCCCAUCUAAUAAACGUGGACUACGGACACAAGGCACAGGCCCUGGGCAAUAGCAAAUGGCAGGUCCAAUCCCUGUAAUUGUUAGAUGGUGUCUUGUCUGUAACAGGACAGUUGGAACUUGGAGGUAAGAAAGAUUCGGGCUACUUUAAAAUCCCUCAAUCAAGUAUCGGAUUCAACAAGGAAAUCCCAGUUAAAAGAAUUCGAAUCAGCAGACUUUUGUUAUACUGAUUAACCAAUCUGAUGAGGGAUAUUCUGGAAAAUUGUGCUGUUAUAUAUGAAAUCAAUGGUGUUGGAUUA